AUGUCACAACCUCCAAGCUAUGUCCUCCCCCGUGAUCACCUCGACAACGUUCGACUAAACCUCCACCACUACCUCUGCGUGGAGCUCUUCGGAUACCACACCCACCCCGACAUCCCAACCAACAACGCCCACCUCAAAGUCGCAGACAUCGGCACAGGAACCGGCGUCUGGCUCACAGACCUUGCCCGACGACUCCCCCCGUCGGUACAGCUUGACGCAUUCGACAUUUCGCUCGAGGCUCUUCCACACAAGGAAUGGCUCCCAGCCAAUAUCCGCUCUUUCGCAUGGGACAUCAAAACCGACGUUCCUGCAGAUCUCGUCGGUGUCUACGAUAUCGUCCACGUCAGCAAUUUCUGCUUGGUUCUACUCGAAGAAGAGCUCCAGCCUGUGCUGGCGAAAGUGCUGAGCCUGCUCAAGCCCGGCGGCCACCUGCAAUGGUCAGAAGUCGACAUGGGCUCGUUCCGAAUCCAAACCGCCACGCCUCGCCCUGAAUCGUCAACCGCCGCGCUCGAGCGCCUCUUCCGACUCUCCGAAGGCCACGACCCACGCCUCCAACCGCGCUGGGUCCCUCAUCUCGCCUCGAAGCUCUCCGUCGCCGGCUACGACGCCGUGACCGCCGACGUCCGCGACGCAGACGGCGCUCUGGCGCUCGCGCUGCACGACUGCAACCUGCUGAUCAACGCGAGCUUCGCGCGGCGGUUUGCGGUGGACGAGCCCAUGGCGAAGACCAUUGCUCAGCUGAUGGGUGAGGUGGAGCGCGAGACGCGGGAGGGGGCUUGUUGGGCGUUUACGAGGUAUACUGUGGUGGGGAGGAAGCCGGAUGUAGAGUAG
Molecule: messenger RNA, 831 nt
Organism: Aspergillus steynii IBT 23096
Lineage: Eukaryota; Fungi; Ascomycota; Eurotiomycetes; Eurotiales; Aspergillaceae
Product: class I SAM-dependent methyltransferase
Exons: 4
Coding region: 1-831 (276 amino acids)
Source: RefSeq, a predicted model, not a curated record